This is a messenger RNA of Juglans regia (Persian walnut), 927 nucleotides long. RefSeq names its product U-box domain-containing protein 12-like. Lineage: Eukaryota; Viridiplantae; Streptophyta; Magnoliopsida; Fagales; Juglandaceae. Gene Ontology annotation, cellular component: nucleus; cytoplasm. The record is from RefSeq and is a predicted model, not a curated record. The coding region runs from base 1 to 927 and encodes 308 amino acids. The transcript has a single exon.
AUGUCAGCAGCUCAGCUUCGUGAAACUAUGACCGAUUGUCUCUCUGAGGCGCUCUCAGGUUCCCAUGAAGCUAGGCAGAAAGCGCUUCAAAUGCUGGAUUCUAUCACCAAGGUUAGUCCUCAAAACAGGAGCUUGCUUGCACAAAUAGAUGAUGCCAUCCCUGCCCUCCUUAACCUCUCCAAGUCUUCAUCCGCCAUGAUUGAAACUCUCUCCUUGUCCAUCCUAUUCAACCUCUCACUCAACCCUGAUCUAAAGCGGUCUCUCGCAGAUACGAAAACCAUUUUUCUCCUCAAUUCUAUGAUUCUCUUACCAAGCUCUCCAGAAUCCAGCAGAUUGGCCGCAUCAUUGGUUUGCAGUUUGGCAAUGCUUGACAAGAACAAAGCCAAGUUUGGAGUAGCUGGUACCAUCCAGUCGCUGGUCAAGGCAGUCUCGUGGCAUCGUGGCCCGGCUGCCCAUCAUCUCCUAAGUUCUCUGGCUGAACUUGUCCAGUUCCAUGGCAAUUGCACCGUGGCUGUUCGAUCUGGAGCUGUUCCGGUGCUUAUCCAAAUAGUGGAGAACAAUGAUGGUGAGGAUCUAGCCGGAACUUCUCUAGCUGUUCUCGGUCUCCUUGGUAGGUUUGACGAGGGAUUGAAUGCAUUGAGAAAGACUGAGGACAUUGUGAGUUUGAUGAUCAAUGUGUUGAAAAGGAGGUGCAUGUUGAGUAAGGAGGGUGCGGCAGAGAUACUUCUUCGCCUGUUCGAUGAAAGUGAGGACAUCAUCAGAGAUGCUUCCAGAGCGCCCGACUCCUUGACCGCGCUAGCAGAUCUUUCUGUGAGAGGAUCUGCAAAAGCUCGAGAGAAGGCUACUUUGCUAAUGAAGAAAAUGAUAGAAGCCAACGUGGAUUCUGAUGUGGAUGGGGAAUCCAUGUUUAAUUUCCAAUGGCAGUAA